GCAACUCGUCAUACUUAAGUCAGCCAUUGAUCAGUGAUGUGGAAUAUUACCAUAAAAACAUAAAUUCAAAUCUCAUCCAGCAAAUCAUAUUGAAGGAACAAAAAUGAUGAAACACGAACCAGAAGCGUUAAUGAUGGAUCAUCAUCAAACUCGUGGUGGUUUUCAUACACAUGGUGACCACGUCGCUGUUCAUGCAAUGAAAACAAAUGAUUACUUUUGGAUACGUAAGGGCAUUGCUGGAAUAAUAUUAAUAGGACUAUUAAUUGUAUUCAUUAUAUUCGGUUUUAUCGUACAUUUCUUAUCAAUAUGUUCCGAACAAGAUCCUUCUCAUACUACAGAAAAGAUUUACGCAAAAGAUGAUUUUUGGACUACAACUGAAAAAUCAAAUAAUAAUAAUGUUUAUUACAUUGAGAAUAAUUUAAAUGUACCAGAAAUUUUACCUGAAUCAACAACAGAUAAAAUUUCCACGACGAUAAGGACACAACAGGAGUUAAAUAAAACUGAACCAGAAAUUAAUAUAAAUUUAUUAGAUGAAUCAACUAAAAUUAGUUACAAUGAUUAUCGUUUAACUAAAUCAGUGAAACCAAUUCAAUAUGAAUUAAAUAUUGUUCCAUUAUUUUCAAAAGCUGAAAAUAAUAUACCAGUUACAUUUAAAGGUUUUGUUAAUAUUACAAUUCAUGUAAUGGAUUUAAUUCAUGAAAUACGUUUACAUGCGACAUCAAUGUCAUUAAACGGUUUACCUAAAGUCAUUAAAGUCAAUAAUGAUGAUCAAAUUAAUGAAAACGUUGUAUUAAAAGUCAAUGGCUAUGAAUUAAAUGAAACAAAUCAAUUUUUAACAAUUAAAACGAAUAGUUCCUUAUUACCAGGAAAAUAUUAUUUAAUUAUACAAUUUACGGGUGCAUUUAAUGACUUAAUGCGUGGUUUUUAUAGAUCAUCGUAUACAAAAAAUAAUAAAACGGCAUGGAUUGUUGCUACACAAUUUGAACCAACAGAUGCACGACGAGCGUUUCCAUGUUUUGAUGAACCAGAUUUUAAAGCACGCUUUCGGAUACGUUUAGGUCGACCUAAAUAUAUGUCUAGUUUAUCAAAUAUGAAUUUAGAAGAAACAUUAAAUUAUACAGAGCUCACCAUAUUACCAGAAUUACCCUCCGACGAUUUUGUGUGGGAUAUCUUCAACAAUACAGAAUUAAUGUCGACGUAUUUAGUUGGAUUCGCAAUAUUAGAUUUUAAAUCAAUACGGCAUUUCAAUAAUUUCACUGUUUGGGCACGUGAAAGUGUUAUUAAAGAGGCGCAAUAUGCGUUAGAUUUAGGUGAACAAGUUUUAAAAUAUUUUGAAGGCUUUUUCAAUAUUAAAUAUCCAUUACCUAAAAUGGAUAUGCUUGCAUUACCUGAUUUUGCUGCUGGUGCAAUGGAGAAUUGGGGUUUAACAACAUUCCGAGAGUCAGCAAUGUUAUAUUUAAAAGGUGUAUCACCUACAGAAAGUCGUAUGAGAGUGGCUACAGUCAUUUCUCAUGAACUAGCACAUCAAUGGUUUGGUAAUUUGGUCACACCAAAAUGGUGGUCAGAUUUAUGGUUAAAUGAAGGUUUUGCCAGUUAUGUAGAAUACAUUGGAGUUGACUUUGUAAAUCCAGAAUGGGAAGUUAAUGCACAGUUUGUUAUUGAUGAAGUACAUUAUGUAAUGGGAUUAGAUUCAUUAGCAUCAUCACAUCAAAUCUCUGUAGAAGUACAUCAUCAUGAUGAAAUCAACGAUAUUUUUGAUCGAAUUUCUUAUAGUAAAGGUGCAUCCAUUAUACGAAUGAUGGAUCACUUUUUGUCACGUAAUACAUUCCAAAAAGGACUAACUACUUAUUUAAACGAACAAAAGUAUGGAAAUGCUGAACAGGAUGAUUUAUGGAAAUGUCUAACCCAUCAAGCACACUUAGACAAACAUUUAGAUGAGAAUAUGUCUGUUAAAGACAUAAUGGAUACAUGGACAUUACAAGUGGGAUAUCCAGUAAUAACCUUAACUAGAAAUUAUGAACAUAAUACAGGGUUAUUAAAUCAAACGCGCUUUUUAUUAAACCCUAAAAAUGUGUCAGGCAUUAAUGCAAACACAACGAACGAAUUAUGGUAUGUUCCAAUUAAUGUUGCAACAAAACUAUCAGAUUUUAAUGAUACAAGUCCACAAAAAUGGAUGAAUACAAAAACGUUAAAAUUAGACAAUUUACCAAAAGAGCGUUGGGCAAUUAUCAAUAUACAAGAGACUGGAUUUUAUCGAGUUAAUUAUGACUAUGAAAAUUGGAAAUUGAUAUUCAAUCAGUUAAUCACAAAUCAUACAGAAAUACAUGCAUUAAAUCGAGCACAAAUAUUAGAUGAUUCAAUGAAUCUAGCACGCGCUGGAUUGUUAACAUACAAUAUGGCAUUAAGUUUAACAACAUAUUUAAAAAAUGAACGUCAUUAUUUGCCCUGGAAAGCUGGAUUUAAUUCAUUAGCAUAUAUUAAUUCAAUGCUAAUUCGCACAGGAGAUUAUCAUUAUUUUAAGAAAUACGUUUUAAACUUAAUUGAAACUGCCUACAAACAAAUUGGAUUUACUGAAAAAUCCACUGAUAGUCAGUUGGAAUUAUUGUUACGUAUCGAUUUAAUACAGUGGGCAUGCUUAUUGGAUGAAUAUAAAUGUAUGCAACAGUCUGUGACAAUGUUCCAAAAUUGGAUGGUAUCACCGGAUCCAGAUACAUCAAAUAAUAUUCCUGCCGAUAUUCGUGGUAUAAUAUAUUGUACAGCCAUACGCCAAGGUACUGAAUUAGAAUGGAAUUUUGCGUGGAACAGAUAUAUAAAUACAGAUUUAGGUUUUGAGAAAGAAACAUUAUUGAGCGCAUUGGGUUGUUCACGUGAACCGUGGAUUUUAACACGGUAUUUGGAAUGGACAAUAUCGGAAAAAAGUGGUGUACGUCGUCAAGAUGUGACACGUGUAUUCUCAGCAGUAGCACAUAAUCCAAUUGGACGUGAUUUAAGUUUUGAUUUUGUUAAAAACAAUUGGAAACGAAUUGAUAAAUACUUUGAUUCAUCUGCGAGUUUGCUAAUAUCAAUUGUAAGAGCAUGUGUUCAGGAGAGAAAUACAGAAUUCGAAAAACUUGAGUUGUUACAAUGGAUCAAAGGACAUAAUAAAGAAUUGGGUGUGGGCUUACGCAGUAUUCAACAGGUUAUUGAAUCAAUUGAUGCAAACAUUCAUUGGAUGGGAAUGUAUAAAAAUAAAGUUUCUUCAUGGAUUCAAAAUUAUUUAAAAAAACCGAUUUUCGAACUUUCACUAAAUGAUGUACAAACCAAAACUGAUCGAAUUUUAACACCAAACAAACAGUAUCAAGCUUUACACUAUUAAUAAACGGAUGAAUCUCUUUCAUUCAUAAACAAAAAGUUUCCUGCGAAAUUAAAGUAUCAGAAUAUUUCAAGUUUUAGUUCACAGUACGUAUUCGGAUAUUUUUACAUUGUUUAUUACAUAUUCGAAUCUUCAGGUUCAUUGUUACGACCUUGAAGUAUAUAUCGUGCAUUUUUUGUGACAUAGAGGAGUCUACCUACUAUUAUUUUUAACUUAAAAAAAUUUCAAACAUAGGCGUUUUCUUUCACGAAAUUUGCAAAAUUAUGAAUUUAGUGACCAGGUUAAAAUUAGUUAACAGUCGUUAUUACGUUAUUUUUUCAUACACAACAAGAAAAAAGGAUAAAAAUUCAAAAUUCUUUUCUUCCAAUAAAUAUGCUCUAUCAUGCACAGUAUGCAGGCCGGGUGUUGGAUAAAAAAAAUAUUUUAAUUUUUGCUCAAUUAUUUUCUUAGAAUACUUAAAACACGAAUACUAACUGAUUUUAAACUUCCUACUAAAACAACAAAUUUCCGAAAUAAAAAAUGCAACGGUUUCAAAUAUGUAUUCUGAAUACGUAUUGUGGACUAUUUUGUUUUAUAAAAAUAUAAAAAUUUAUUCCACAUACACUUGACCACCAUAAUCACUACUUAUGUUUUUAAGUGUAGUUUUUAUUAGUCAUAAUUUACACGUUUGCUCGCAUUUUUAAAUAUUUUUAAGUUCAUCAAUGAGAUAAUAUUACGUUGUGAAUUCAUCGAAUGUUAUUUAAGGCAAAUGUACCAUAUUGCAGGAUGUUCAGGCAUAAAUGCACUUUGAAGCUGAUUAUU
Messenger RNA from Chrysoperla carnea, 4153 nucleotides. Its product is annotated as aminopeptidase N-like. Gene Ontology annotation, biological process: peptide catabolic process; proteolysis. The transcript has 11 exons. Gene Ontology annotation, cellular component: cytoplasm. The coding region runs from base 104 to 3355 and encodes 1083 amino acids. Gene Ontology annotation, molecular function: metalloaminopeptidase activity; zinc ion binding; peptide binding. The record is from RefSeq and is a predicted model, not a curated record. NCBI's taxonomy places the organism in Eukaryota, Metazoa, Arthropoda, Insecta, Neuroptera, Chrysopidae.